AAAUAUAACCAACAGCUUGUCACUCUCUCGCAAAACAAACUGCAUCGAUGCGGUCGGAGCGAUUAUCAUCUGGCGACGGUCGAACACAGAACAACGCAACACACACUACAAUCGACAAUAAAAUGUUAUUGAAGUGUUCCAAUUUAGAGCCCGGCAAAGGCAAAGGAAAAUUGACCAGAGCUUCAACAGGUCUAUUAUCGCUACUUCAACAGCAAAAUCUACACAUGCAAAAAUCGGAAUUAGAUUAGCGAAGCAGAAAUCUGGAAUGGCUAAACAAACCCGUUUAUUUAUUUUUUCGUUGUCCUCUUCACACCUAUCACCUUAUUUAACACGACGAUGAAACGGCUACGGGUCAUAAAAAGAUUUAAUCCGGAUUUUGUGUCCUAUAUUUUAUGAACGACUGAGAUUUUUUCAAAAUUUUGACGAUGCUCCUCAUGUACUACAGUGAUAUAGCUGAUUUUAUACCUCGUUGACGUGCUGGCAGUCAUUAGUGCGAGUUUUCGGUAAUGCGAUAAGAAGAACAUUCCAGAAAGUUUAACUAUUAUCUAUUCGUCGUGCAGACGUAGAAUCCCGAACACCACAAUAAACAUGAAUAGAUGAAAUCGGACGACGACGACGACGACGGGCGGCAACGGUUGAUAUCGUGCAUAAAACGUGAUAUGAACACAACAUGUUCGGCAACACGUUUUCAAUUUGGUUCCAAUAAUAAUACGUAUAUCAUAUCCAGGAGUAGAUAAUACUACGAACUGAGAUUGGUAAUGGUAGAAAAUGUCUUUUCUAUUAGGCAAUGCCGACCAACAACAAAUGCACACAGGCCGAUAAAAGUUCAUAGAACUAAAUAAACCAAACGAAGACGAAAAAAGAAAAAAGAAAAAAUGAAAACUUAAAAUGAUUGAUAACAUUUUUUUAUGGUUGAUGUGUGUGUUUCGUCUUUUUUUCGUUCAUUUCAUUUGAGUCAGGUAACAUAAUCUUGUGUAGUAGAAUAAUUUUUUUUUAUCAUUUCGAUAAAAUUCUUCUGUUUACCUAAAAAAUCAACACGUCAACAUCACGCAUUGUAUUCGGGUCGAUUGCGCUAUCAAUUCAUGAAAAGCAGUAAGCAGCUCCUCCAUUCAAAUGGCUUAUCGCCGAUUGAAAAUGUGACAAAAUAAAAGCGAUAACCAGAAAACAUUCAAACUAAAAUCGAUCAAAUCGUCAGACUCAUGGGUAGUCAGUCACUUGAGAACCGCACAAUAAAGAGAGAUAGAGCAAAACGGCACAAGGCUGCCUUUUCUGCUUUGCAUUUUGAUCGAUCGUUGACAAAAGCAAUCACAUCAACUUAGAUUGUCGUGAACACUCACACACACACACACACACAACAAGUCGAUCAUUAUCUUGUCUGUCAUCAUGUUUGCAUUCGCAAUUUAUCCUUUCAUUUAGAAAAUGCUACAGAUUCCCACUCGCCUAUUAUUCUCAGAAACUGUCCUAUCGUAAACACUCCAAAUUGUAACGUAAACUAUUGAUCAUCCACUUUGCACGUCGAUUUUCACAAAAUUACUUCAUAAAUUCUCAACAUGUUUAUAUAUAUUCAAAAGAGAAUUUAUUUGACUUUUAUUUGAUGUAUCGCUUGAUUAAUAAAAAAAAUCAUUUAAUAGUUUAGUUUUUACUCCAAUCGAAAAAAAUACACUAAAUCCCCAAUUGGGAAAUUGAACUAUCCAAAUUGUAAACACCAAAUUGUAACAUAGAACUCAAAAACUUAUGACGAAACUUUGUGAAACGUCAAAAUUUGAACACGCGCAAAUCCUUAGCCUUUCACGUUAUUGUUUCCAAAUUUGAUUUAAUUUCAAUUUUGGAUUGCUUUUAGAUAUUUUUUAAAAAUAUUUAUUAUUUUAAAUUAUUUUUGCGAACAAAAAUAAACACAUUGCGAACUGUCACAUCGGUCAACACUAACAUAACCAUAGAACUUUCAAUCAAAGUUCGGUUUGACAGCAGCUUUGUAUGUUAUCAUUCGGAAAGAAUAAGUUACAAUUGAUACAUCAUGAAAUUCAUCUAAAAAAAAUAUUUUGUCGAAAUAUAUUGCAAAAAAAGAGUAAUGCAUUAAAUUUUAGAAACAUUUCACAGUAAAAAUGCAUGAAAACAUUGAAUACUUUGUACAGUAUUUGCUGAAAACAACGAUGAUUUCGGAAGCAUAAUACUAUAACAUAGUUCAACUUUUCCUAUCAAAAACGGUGAAAAUUUAGAUGCUGUUUUCAAAAUGGAUAAAUGAAUUUCGACAAAAAUAUUUUCUGUGUUUGAUUAUUCUGCAUAGGCUGAUUUUUUCGUGCUCUUUCCGAAUAUGUAUAAUGUGCCACAUUUAAAAUUCGUAUCCAAGUUCAAAUCGUGUUUUUUUCCAAAUAGUUUACAAUUUGGACUAUGUUACAAUUAGGAUUGUUUACGAUAUGUCAUUCAUUUUGAAUCGUCUAGAACAUUACAUUUUAUUUUCAAAUGUCUAUACUAUAGUUUCGGUUGAACAUGUUGACUUUAUCAAUUUUCGACCAGUUUUUGUUGUGACGACUCAGAAAAAAUAUAACAUUGGUACACGUGUCUCACUCUUCGAUGUGUGUCCGUUUCUUACUGUCUUUUGAAAAAAAGAAAAUCAGACGAUCGAUUGAAACCACGAGGCCCAAAUGGAUUGAAAUGAAGACAAAAAAAAUACCAUUCGACAUUGGAUGGUUAACGCCUUGCGUUGAGUUGUGGACAUUGUCUGAAAUAUUCAUAUUUGUCUUUAUCAUAGGUCAUAGUCAAUGAGCAUGUGUAUGUGUAUCGUUGCUGCUGUUGCGUUUUACCCCAUUCCGGUGUGUUUCGUUGAUAUUGUGUGUUCAUAAUAAUCGAUGUUUAGUUGGAUGUGUUCAUAGUAAAUAAACGGAUUAUCUUUUACACUGUCAAACAAUUAUCAGUUUGCCCUUAGGACUUUCACAACCCAUAUGAAAGUGUAAAGGUGAGGUUGGUUGUGUAUACGUACAGGCUGUGUGCAACAUGUGCAUUCAAACUUCGGCUGUGUCACUUGAUUGAACCAAUUGAAAUUCUCUGUCACAUAAAACUAUUAGAAUUGCUCAACAGAACACAACAACAAAAAUUAGGCGAAUCAGCCGAGUACACGCGAAAUCAUACAAAAAUAUUGACUGUAUGCAAACGGCGACCAAACCAAGACUUCGUCUGAAGUGCAAGCACCAUAUAUAAUCUUCAUUGUGCUGUCCGUUGAUUAGACGUUUAGAAACUCCAUACUAAAGUCAUAACCAUUCAUACUCCUGUUGUGCGACCAAUUUUCGGCAACGGGUUGAAAUUGAAAAUGCUAAGCAUCCACACAAAAGAUUCAUUUCAGCUCGGGAAUUUGCAUCAAACACAAAAAAUGAGGGCAUUUCUUUGAAUUCCAUUCGAAUUUCCCCAUCGUUUUUCGAACAUUUGAUAAAAUGGUCACUCUCUCCGAAACGAAUUCGAAUUGUCGACACGAAAAUGUUGUUGAACCCCGUUUCCUUUUGUAGGUCGUUGCAUUCCCAUUACAUUUCGAUUGAAAGUCAAACAUUUUAGCUGGGUGAAGUCCGAUAACGACGUGAUAAUUGUAUGGAAAUGAAACCGUUUGAUUUGAAGAAAUUUAAAUUCAAACGAAAUUUGUGAAAAACACACGGCACGCGAGAUGAUAGCGAUGAUGAUGAUGAUGGGCUGUCAAGUGUGAUGAGUUGCUAUGAUAUGGUUGUGAACAACCGGUGCGUAUCAAUUCAUCUACGAUACGGUAGAAUCAUUGAAUGUAUUUUGCGUACAAACGAUCAAUGAAAUUGGCAAUUUGAUAUGCGCAACUAUUAGAAGCCGAAAAUGUAUUUCCGAUGCUUACCUUAAAAUGGCGUAAUUCACCCGUACUAUUUUGUAUAUUGAAACAAGUGUGUGCGCAUUUAUUAAUAGCACAUGUAAAUGGUUACUGUAGCUGUAACAAAAUAUUUUUGUUUUGUCGCAAAAUGUUUGCGCAUCAUACCAAACUUUUUUAAAUGACUUUCUUGUUCUCUGUCUCUAGUUGCCUCCGAUUGACGCUGAUUCACCCUGUUUGUUUUCAUUCACUAUCUCGAUAGUUCGACCGUUUUUAUGAUUAUUCAAAUAGAUUUAUCAACGUUUUGUUAUUUAUGCGUCGAGCCAUCCACAAGGCGAGAAUAUAGUCGUCGGUAAAAUAAGUGCGCGCUCACAAAAAUAAAAAAGACAUGCAGAAAAUAGAUUCAACGGGUCGAACGUUCAAUUGCAUGUGCUCUCGAGAGAGAUCUCUCGGUGUUUUUGUUUAUUUUUAUUCGAAAAUAAUUAGCAUGUGCGAGUUUGAGUUUUCAGAUCAAGCAUUUUGUCACCCGUAGCGCGCUGGUUAUCAUCAAGUGCUUUCUCGGCCGAUGGUGAACUUCUUUUUCUCUCUCUAUGCUGAUGCUGUUAAUCUUCUCACUGUACCAAAACAAUUUAAAUAAAAUUUUAAUGUCGCAACACAGAAAAUGAAUCGACUUAAAUCCAGCACAUUGAAUACACAACGCCUUAUCACGAACACUGCCGCCGUCGUUGUCACUGAUGCUCUGUAUACAUGUCUGUUUUCAAAUCGGUCAUUGUGCGUAUCGAUUCACUAGAACAAUGCGUGAUGUCUGAUUGCUGUGAUUCUUACCAUAUUUCCUUUUUUGUUAUGUUUGCUGAUCUUUCCACGAGCUUUAAUGUUCCUUCUCGAGCAUUUGUUUAUGAUUUUCAAGUGUAUUAUGAUUCAAUUAGACGGAAGACAAGAAGCAGAAUAAAAGAGCGCACAUACAAAGAGCAACAGAUCCAUUUGCCAUUUGAACUGUGCGUUGAUACUGCAGUGCGAAGCAUUUCGUUGACCCCAAAGUUCAUGUUUGUAGCACAACUGAGCACAAAUUGUGUUCUAUUUACAGUCCAAUGAACACAUCACAAUAUUCGGACCGACUAUAAAUCUUGGGGUGAACAGUCGUCGCUGUGAAUAAGAAAAGAACAAGAGAGGCAAAAGAAAACGGGCAUUAAUUGAAGUUUUUCUUUGUUCGGUCUUUGAUUAUAGCUGACACGAGCUAGUUGAUAAAAUGCAAGUCUGACCCUUUUAUAUUUGCAAGCUCAUUAUGAGUCGAAUGCACCAAAUCAAAAUGGAAUUAAUUAUUUUAAAUUAAUUCUCUUCAUUUUCUAAGAUUUUUUCUCGCCUUUUUCAUCCAUAUCAAGGAGGAAGUUUCAAUGUAAUCACAAUUAUUUGAUUCGUUGCUCAAAACCGUUUAUUGUUUUUCGUAUCUUAUCUAAGAGGACUGUAAAUGAGUAUGGUGCCGUGUACUGUACAUAAUCUGUAACGUAUUUUUAAGUCGAAACGAUUAACAAGUUGAGUUGACGAAGAAAAGAAAAAAUGAAAUGCAUUAAGCGACAUUUACAAUAUGAUUUGAUAUUAAAAAAAAUCAUCAUUCCGUUGAGACACUUUAUUUUUAUACUUUGUUAUGAAGUUAGACUAAAUAUACCGUUGGAAUCUAGACAAUGUUUUUCUUGUCUGCGAUACGUGCAAAGAAAUGUGUAAGGAUUUCAACGGCUCGAAAUCAAGCGUAUGAAUCAAUAAAUUACUAGAAUGAACUGAUUAAUAAGACGGCAAUACAUAUACAUCAAUAUGACUUUGAGCACAGUGUUUCACCCGCAAACAACAUGCCAUUAUGCGUCUUCAAUUAGAAAAAUAAACGAUAUUUGCUUUUUUUUUGUUUGAAAUGCGCUUCUGUCUCUCGCUCUCUGUAAUAUAUUAUAGUGAAAUGACAUUCAUUUCGACAUGUUUGUUUGCCAGACAAUUAUUUGCCUAAACAUAGUAUGACGAUGUAAUGAAGUGAAUCAAGGAUUUCACAUUGCAGCUCAUUCUCCCACUCUCUGUCUCUCCUCCUGUGUCUUAUCAGUUUGACUAUUUUAGAUUUCACAAAAGCGACAUCAUUUCAACAGCAACAACAAAAAAGAACUCUCUAUUUCUAUCAUCCAUUCCAGCGUUUGCUAAUGAAAAUGUGUAAACAUGAACAAAUCAACCGUAUUACGACUUCAAUUUUACAAUCGGGUAUUAUAAUUCACAGGGAUGUGACCAACCAACCAAAGCUUGUCCGUCUCUUUAUAUAUUGAAAUAUUCAUCGAUGAUACUCCACUUUAUGCAUACAUCCUUCAAAAUAGAAAAAAAAUCAAUCAAUUGUAAGUAAUUAUCCUUUUUGGUUAAAAAUGAACGAAAAUUUGAUAUUUCUUAGAAAAGACGCGCGUAAAUUUUUCAAUCAUAACUUCUCUAGUGAAUCAAAUGAAUAAAUAAAAUCUGAACAAAAAUAUUGGUUCGUUGAAUCUCCUGGCUUCAAAAUGACAAUGAGUAAACACAAGAAAUCAGUGCGUUAUCGUUGCCAUGAACACGAAUCGCACACAUCGAAACGUCAAUUCAGUUAUGUAAUAUUUAUCGUUUUGUGACUUCAUGUCGCAAUCGACACUAUUUUCUUUUUCCUAGAUGAUAUGAGUUGAAGUUUGAUCCCAAGAACCGAACGAAAGAGAGAAAAUUUACAUGGAUACUUUUGAAAUUCAAAUCAAUUCAUCUAUGGAUAAAUUAAAUUCAAAUAUCGCACACGAUGUUAUGAAAACGACCAAUCUUUUAACUAUGUCCCCUGCGAUUCCAAUCUCUGUGAAAAUUCAUUAUUGAUUCGGUCAUAAAAAAGGGCUUUUGAUACACAUGAGAGAGAGAGAGAGACAUCGGAGUAUCGGAUAAUAAUUCGAAAAUUCUUGCAAUAUUCUAAAUUAAUCAAUCCUCUAACACCGCAUGUGGCGUCUACACGUGAAAUGGAUUAAAGUGUCACACAGAGAACGAGAAUAAAUCAUAGUUUUGUCUACGCAACCGACAACGAGAUCAGAUGUUUUAAAAAUUUCGGAAUAGAUUAUUAUUUAUACACAACUAUUAGCAUGAUUUAAAUGCCGACUUCGAUUCUUCAGCAUCUGUGUGUUUAUUUUAAUUGUUUGAAUAUAUUUCGCCGGUUUUACUAGCUCACAGAUAUUUAUCGAAUGGCAUUUAAACGGAGUUUGGCUUCUUGAAGAAUAAAUACUAUCGUUAAAGCUAUCGUAAAAUCCUAUCUCUUAAUAAGAGUCUCUUAUCAUUCGGUGUGUUGCAUGGAUACCAAAAACAAACCACGCACACAAAAUUAAUGACAUGUAAUCUGGUUUAGGCGUGACAAGCAAUAAUUCAUGUCAAUCGGAGCCACUGUUCGUUUCGGCCAAUCAUCAUUUUCAAUCUAAUUUCUCUUUUGUUGAAUAAAUCAUGUACAAAAAUCAAAGUUUCUUUCUCUCGCUCUGUUCUUAAAGGAAACACAAACAAACCAUUCAAAUAGACAGCCCGAGAAAUAAACAUUUAGAUUAUUGUAUUUGUUUUCGUCAACUUUGACCGUUUAAUGUCAUAGGGCAAUGUAAUGUGAACUGAUGAUAAUUUCCGAAAAAUGAAACCCAAUUUUGUUUCUCGCUGUGUUUUUGUUUUGAUUUUCCGUUUUGUUUCGUUCCUUUUGUACACGGUACCGUUGCGGUGCGAGUCUCAAGGUUACUCAAGAAGAAAUGAUUUCCUCUGGUUGUACCAACUUGUUGCUCGCUGUAUGUUUCUUUUACGUAUAAACACGCUUUGACGUCGUCUACCCUUUCCUCCAACAAAUACCACUGCAUGGCAAUGGUAUUAUUGUCAUGCGUAUUUUUCAAUAUUCUCUCUCUUUCAAUCCGAAAUGAAAUUCAUUUUCCAAAUUCCUUACGCAAAUGGUAUAAAUUCAAUUAUGCUUCAGAUCAUUUUAAGAAUUAUGUUGGAUUGAGCCCAGUGGCUUUGGUUUGUUUUCUGGAGCGUAUAAAUUUAGAUAUUUUACAAGCUGUUGCGAAGCUAUGCUAUGGAUACUUCAAUUAGUCGAGUGUUUCAUUCGUUCGAAUUUUUGUUUCGUGCACAAAAUAAACAAAACUUUGCCAAUGCAAAUAUUUCUGUUGGUUCCACAGCUUUUCGCGAACGUCACAACAAAAUUCCAAAUAUAUACACAAAGAAUCGAAGCGGAGAGAACCGAAAAAUUAAUCGAUUCUUUUAGAAGAAGGAAAAAAAGUAUUUCUGGCAACAAAUUGUGAAUUUUUUUCUCGAAAAGUUUUGAUGAUAUAAAAAGCAACAAAAUACAAUGCAAACAAAAUUAUAAAAUCAUCAUUACUGCUCCGUCACAGCUAACGCAUAAAAGUCGAUGUAUGAAAUCGUGCCGUUUACAUGCUAAUGUUCGACGAAACGGGUCUAAAUACUGUCGAAUCACAACAAAGACAGAGAGCAAAUUCAGUGCGACAAUUGGAGUUCGAAAAUCACAACCGCACACACAUGAGAAAGAGAGUGAGUGAUAGAGUGGGACAGUGACAGAGACAAACGGAGAGAGUCAUAGCAUACGGAAAACAAUAGAAAGAAACUCGAAGCUGAUAAAAUACAACAUAUUGUAAAGCGCACAUCAGGAGUCUAUAAUGUCCGCAUCGAUUGGCGACAAUGGAUUGACGGACAACAGCAACAGCAACAGAAAAUGAGUCAGAGAGGGAAAUGCGUGUACUUGAAACUGCAUGCACUGCGAUUCAAGUAAAAAUAUCAAUGUAGUUGUAGUUUCUUCACAUGGUCACACAGAGACGACGACUACAGCGACAGCGACAGCAGCGAACGCACAUCGCCUCCGAUCGAGAAAGAGCAAACCCGGGCGAUAGAAGACGAUAAAGCUUUGUCUUCUCAGUAUUGAUACGGAGCUCUUGGCAUUAACACGUUAUUCCGCUGUACAAGCAAAACCAUCGCGUAUACACACAUGGAUGGAAAUACUACGGCGUUGUAGGAGGGUCGAAGAGAGAGCGAGAAACGAGAAAAAGAAACGGAGAAAUAUCGCACAAAAAACGAUAGACAGUCGAACUGCCACUACCGAAAUGAAAAACUUAAGUGUUUUAAUGGGUUUAAUAUCACUAAAUUGACAGCACACAAUUUAGUUAUAAAUUUUUGUUCUCAUUGAUCAGACCGUAGUAACAAUUUUAUGCCGACGGCCCAACAUUGCUCACAACUCGAGAAAAAAAACGUAUUCAACUCAAAAUUCAAUUCGUGAUUACGUGGUGUGAAAUGAAAAACAUUGUUUUAUUUUCUUGUCAACGUUUUUAGUUUCAAGUGACAUUGCAGUUUAUUUUUUCUCUCGGUCGAAUAGUUGUUAUUUUACGUUUCGUCCAAGUGAUACGGCACACAGAUUGAAGUAGCAGAGUGUAUCCCCGUUCGCGCUGUUAUAACCGUUUUGUGAGGACAUUUAAAUUGAAAGCUGUCGCGAGUGUGAAACCGAUUCGUAUUUUGAUUCAAACCCAUGAUUCGUUGAUUGAAUCUAACAAUUUAAUGUACAGCAAUUAUUUGUGUCGUUGAUAUGUGCGCUUCUUCAUAAACAUCGUAUACGCGCUCUCAUCGUUAUCGCCGCCGAGUAACGACGAAUAUAGAAGAGGAGAUGUGUUGUUGUUGUUGUUGCUGCUGCUGUUGUCUUUCAGUUGUGUAAUGUGAAUGAAUAAAAAAAAAAAAUGAAUAUAUGUUCGGUGUGGCAUAUCGCGCGCGUGUUAUGAGGCCUCAAACCAAAUAUCCAUAUAAAUUGAAUGUAUUAAAAACGAAAGAACAGUCCAUAUAUACACAGUGUAUUUUUUUUUUAUUUCUACUUCAAUCUCUCAUAAGAUUCACGCUGUCGUCGCCCAGUAAAACGAACCGCGUAUCUAUGUAGAUAUUUUUUGAUGGGCACACAGUUUUUACGAGCGCCUCAUUGAUGAUGAGAUGAUAAUAUUGCGAGAUAAUGUAUGUUGUAUACAACAACCGAAAAAAACACAAAAUUUCGCUAGUCAUUUUCAAAUAAACAACACGUAUGAGAAAUGAAAAUGUUUCUUCACUGACACUGACUCGGAACCAAAUCAGCACAAAUCGGCCAGUUUUUACGUGAUUUUUUGUUUUCUACAAUUGAAAACGUUCUACAUUGAAAAAGUAUGUAAAUCAAUUGAAUAAAGUGAAAAAAAAACGAUCGUCGAUCGUCGCAUUAUACAUAACAAUAAUUUUUGGGCCUGGUCCCGUAUUAAACGGCACAUGUGAACAAGUUGUAAAUUAAACUGGCAAACAGUGACAGAAAAAAAAAAAACAAGAAAAAAACCGGAUUUUUAUCUAUUGAUUGGAAGUUCCAAAUUCGAUCUGGUGUAUUCGAUGUCGUUGCUCAGAAACUAAGUCGAAGGGCCAGAAAUUAUGUGGAACGAAUGUGAGAUUUUCUUUUCAAAUCACACCGAACACAACACUGAACGAAUGCAUACAAAAUUUCGAAAAUAUAAACAGUUUCAAGCGAUUAUUUCGUCGAAAUGAUUACGGUGCUAAGCUUUCGCUUGAUUUGACACUAUUGGUUCAUUCAGCAAAUACGUUUGUCUUCUCGUCAAAUAUUAAUAGAAAGAAAACACAACAAUUUGAUAGAGGAAGAUAAAAAAAAAACCAACGGAAUUCAGCCAUUUUCAGAAUAACGUGAAUCUCAAAAUUCAGAAAAGAAAAACAUAAAAAUAUGACAAUACUUCCACCAAAGUUUAGUACGUAGUAGUGAUUGAUACAGCGCAACGUAUUCGCGUUAUAAAAGUGAGCGAGUGAUAAAGGAAGAAAGUGCCCGAAAACAAUAAGUCUUAAAAUAUAUUUUUGGAAAAUAAACAAAAUUCUUUUGUGUCGUGCCAUUUAGAUGGAUUGAGACAACACGUUGACCAAAAUUCCGGCAGUUUAAUAAAUUAUUGUGAUCUUUGAGCGUUAAUCAUUCGGUUUAAGGACCGGCGACGAAUCCAGAAAUUUUUCAAUUAGUGAAGUGUUAACGAGUCAAAGAAGAAAAAAAAUCAGAAGACGCAAAAAUGCGGGUCACUUAUCCACAGUGGAUGAAUUUCGAUGGCAGUCGUGCAGGUAGCGGCGGCGUUACAAAUGGUGGCGUACGCCAGGGCAAAGGCAAGGGAAAAGGCAACUGGAAUCAUCAUUAUCAGCAUUCACAUCAACAUUACAACUAUAACAAUGGAUAUCCGUCGUAUCACAACCAUAAUCAAAUGAUGCGAAUGACCAUGUCGACCGGAUCAACCAUGACGUCACGUGUUCAUCGAAAAGUUUUGCGGAUACCAUCGAAACGGCAUCCAGGCAAAGCAUUGCCAGGGAAACUACAUUCGGCCGCACGAAUCGGUGGCAAAGUGCUGCCGGGCAAACGAUUGCGACCACAACAAAGUACACAUUGUGAUAACUCGAACUCGAAUGACAGUGGGCUCGGAUACGAUCAGUAUGCCGACACACCAUAUGCAAACAUCAAACAACUACCGUCAACAAGAUUACCACCAACAAGUAAUACAACCGAUUCGACAACGACGAUGUGCACGAGUCGAUUAGUGGUUGAUGGAAACGUUCAAAUUCAAAAUCCAUACGGUGAGGCAUCCACAUCGUCUGCAGUGAUGGCAACGAGGGCGGCGACGAUGGCGGCCACAACGUCAUCUAUUGGCAUGAAUACAAUGCUGAUCAAUGCAAAUAGCUUAAUGCCUGCAUCUUCAAUACAACAAUCAGCAACAACUUCUUGUUCCUCUUCUUCAAUCAACCUGAUUGGUCACGAAAUGAGCGCUUUGGAUGGAAUGAAGCGUCAAAAAACCGAUCACAAAAUUGAUAUUGAUGACACUUGUAGCAAUGACGCAUUUGUUUUUAAUUCGAGCCUCAAGGGAAAGCCACUGAAAAGUAGUCAAAAAACCGCAACCGUUCCCUGCAAUGCGUCCAAGAUAACACAACUAUCGCGUGGACCGGCACGGCCAGCCAUUCGUCGCACCGCGAUCGGAUCACAAAUUCUCAAUGCUCCAAACAAUAAUAUGGGAGUCAGUGGAGCGGUUACGCUACAAACACAAAUUGGUGCUAUCUCACAGAAUGGAAAGUAUCAACUGCAAAUCAUAGCACAACCAGAACAACAGCACAGAGCAAGAUAUCAAACUGAAGGGAGCCGAGGAGCCGUGAAAGACAGGAGUGGAAAUGGAUUUCCAAUUGUGAAACUGAUUGCAUACGAUAAACCGACUACGUUACAAAUUUUCAUUGGCACAGACGUGGGUCGUGUAGCACCGCACAUGUUCUAUCAAGCCUGCAAAGUAUCGGGCAAAAAUUCAACACCAUGCAACGAGAAGAAAGUCGAAGGCACCAUCGUGAUUGAAAUCGAUUUAAAGCCAGACACUGACAUGACCGCAACAUGCGACUGUGUGGGAAUUUUAAAGGAACGAAAUGUCGAUGUUGAGCAUCGGUUUCCGGAUCAAACCACCGGACCACGAAGUAAGAAAAAAUCGACCCGUUGUAGGAUGGUAUUCCGUACUCAAGUCACUCAUGACGACGGUACCAUCGAAACGCUACAAGUGUGUUCACAACAAAUUAUUUGCACUCAACCGCCUGGUGUACCGGAAAUCUGUAAAAAAUCAUUGGUUUCAUGUCCUGCAAAUGGGGGAUUGGAAUUAUUCAUCAUAGGUAAAAAUUUCCUAAAAGACACCCGAAUUCUUUUUCAAGCACGUAGGAACUGUCUGCCAAGUGACUCCUAUGACACAAUCUGGGAAGAGUCUGUCUUUCCUGACAAGGAAUUCUUGCAACAGACUCAUUUGAUUUGUACGGUGCCGCCGUAUGCCGAUCCCGAUAUCGUUGAACCGGUGACGGUUCAAAUGCUUGUUACGUCAAGUAACAAGUAUAGCGAACCGCACAACUUUGUGUACACGCCAAAGAGUGCUUUUGGAGCUCCCACUGCAUUGGCAAUGGCAUCUACAUUGGCCACACUGCAUGCUCAUUCGAAGAGCAUCCAAGAUAUGGCAUAUGGAAACGAAGAGUCACGUUCGAUGUCGCCAACACCGUCGCCAGUGUUGAAGAAUGCACCGGAUACUUGCCAAACGUUGAUGCUAUGGGCCAAUCAUCUCAAGGAAACCUCUAAUAAAAUCGAUGCUGGAAUUAUGCCACCACCGGCAACCACACUCCCGUUGAACAUUCGUCGUACAUCACUGACCGGGUUGCUAUCGUGCGGAUCGGCCGAUCAGACAUCGCCACCAAUACUGAAAUCGGAAAUCAUGGACGAAAACUCGCAGAAUUCGAUCCUAUCAACUGGAGCAGAGAGUUUACACGAUUCAAUUGACUAUGUCAAUGAAAACUCAAUGGACGCCAGUAAUCCGGCAACGCUCAUGAAUACGUCACCAUUGGAUAUGAUGACCGGCGGAGCAGUGUUCCCACCACCGCCGCCGUUAAUGAAUAUGACAUCCACCUCACCGAUCAAUGUGGUCGAUUUGCGAGUGAAACAGGAAGAAGAUUUGGCUGUACAAAUGCAAGACUUAGUUCAUCCGAAUUUAGGUGAACCGCCAAAAUUAAUAUCGGUCGUUUCUGAUCCAACAUCGCUAAUGGCACCAUUCGGUCGACCGAAAAUCAACGACCUCAAAGUUCAAGUGAAUGAUGUUCCAAUGUUUAAUGCAUCCACCACUGAUGUCAUGCUGCACAACAAUUUGGGCACACUCAAUCAAAUUGUCGUUCCGACGAUGACCACCAACCAACAGAUGCAACAAACAAUGGAGCAGACAUCGGUUUUUGCACAACAAGGACUAAUGACUGAAGCUGGAACAGCAAAUGGCCUGAAUCACAUGCUGAGUUUCCCCAGCUCAACGCAAACCAUUUCACCGAACAUUUUAACCACAAGCCCAACAAAUCAAUCGCCUCUCUCAACCGAUGUGAUGCUCAAUUCACAAUCGAUCCCAACGAUUAACACAUCACCCACAAACAUGCUCACUGCUGUUGAACCAGUAAAUAAUCCAACUAUCGAAUCUGACAUCAUUAUGAACUCGACCAUUUCCCCUACAAUGAUGUGCACCAACGCAACUGGCGAUGCCACCAAUCUUAUGCCGAAUCCCGUUGCAAUCGGUGAUGCGCCAAUGCUGGCACCAUCGACGCAACCAACUUCCGAGGCUCUGCUGAACAAUUUCAUGCAUGUCGAUCCUUCGCUUUCGAUCAAACAGUCCGAUGCGGCUGUUAAAAAUAUGAUCUUGAACGCGGCUGCUGAAAUUUUAUCGUCCGAACCGAACAGUAUUACUCCCGAAACUGCAACCAAUGCACUGAUGUCAUUGAACACGGAACAAGCGCCGCAAACAACAAACGCGAGCCCACCAUCAAUCACCAACAUUCUGACGCACAGCGACUCAACAUCGUCGGUCGUCGUUUUGGCCGGUAACAAUAAACUCAUUCAAAAUGUUGUGGCAGCUGCAGCCGCUCAAAAUGCAUCUGACAUCAUUCAAAAUCAAGUGGUUACUGAUCCAAAUCAGUUUCAAAUCGGAUCACAGCUUGUAAACGUUCAACCGACGACAACGGCUGCAUCGGCAGCAGCCGCCAAUCUUAGCCCAGCUCAGCAAAAUCUCUUGAAUAAUAUACAACAAGAAAUCUGUGCACUAUCCACCGAAACGAUGUCAUAUGGCAAUCAAAUCUCACCAAAACGCGACGAUUUAGAUUCUCGACCACGAAAAAUUUCGGAACCAAUGGCAACUGAUCCAAUUAUACCAGUUCCACAAACACGAGCGAUCGUUACAAAUGUUCCAACCGUUGCAACAAACACAAAUCCACCAACAACUGGAACCAUUCCAUCGGAUCUUCCACUAUCAAUGUCCGAUCAUGAUUUGAUCAGUUACAUUAAUCCAAGUUGCUUCGAUCAAGUUCAACUGUAAACAAGUAAUCAACUCGAAUGGAAACACCAAAUUUGAUUUUAAAAAAAAACCAAUUCGUCUAUGUGCCUAUCGAUUGAGCCGAAGUCCUGAAGAAAAAAUUGAAAGAAACUUCGUCAAAACGAAAAAUUGCUCAGUUUUCAUUCGCUUAUGCUGCUGCAAACCAAUAUCUUUGUGUCAACCAAAAGUGAAAAUGAAGAAGAUACCGGUGGAGAGAAAGCGAUGCAAAUACGCUUAAAAUGAUGUGAAUGUAGAUGUUCAAAAGCCAACAAUUUUCAAUUAUUCCAUGAGGAGGAUCCGCGCUCGCAUAUGUAUUUAUGAAUAUCAACAGCAGCUAUGCGACUUAGCCGAGGACAUUUGAGACAUGAGAAAAAUGUGUGAAUGUUAUUAGAUGUUUAUUAUUAUGGUUAUUCUUAUGCGCAACAGAAUUUAAAAAUGAAUUCACAUUCAAUGAAUUUAUAGGGUACGAAUGAGAUAGGAGAAUCUAAUUAAGCAAACAACUGAAACAAUUGAAGUAAAGUGAGAAAGGGAAAGAAAGAAACACAGCAAGAAUAUAUUUAUUUUCUUAAUGCGAAUUAGAUUUUUUUCUAGAUUUUAAAAGAGAUCAUUGUUCACUAUUUUUUAUUAUAAACUAAUCAAGUAAAUUCGAGUAUGAUCCACUAUCAAAAGAAAACAAAAUUCAUAUAAUUUUCGGUGAAGAAAACUACAACAACAAAAAAAAAUCCGUUUUUUUUAAGUUACAAAAAAAUUUUCAUUUCUUUUAACUUAUAUUUGGAAUUCACUGUCAGUGCACUGAAUGAUGCAUAGAAAGAAACAACCGGUCGAAUUGUUGAAAAAUAGAGCAAGAGACUGUGUGAAAUUUCCAACGAGAAGCUCUGAAUUUAAAAAAAAAAAAAAAAACAAAAUAAACAAAGAUGAAUUAUCAAUAAAAAAAAAA
Sitodiplosis mosellana (orange wheat blossom midge) is the source of this 15640-nucleotide messenger RNA. RefSeq names its product nuclear factor of activated T-cells 5-like. Gene Ontology annotation, molecular function: transcription factor binding; RNA polymerase II cis-regulatory region sequence-specific DNA binding; DNA-binding transcription factor activity, RNA polymerase II-specific. Gene Ontology annotation, biological process: regulation of transcription by RNA polymerase II. Lineage: Eukaryota; Metazoa; Arthropoda; Insecta; Diptera; Cecidomyiidae. The coding region runs from base 10873 to 14706 and encodes 1277 amino acids. Gene Ontology annotation, cellular component: transcription regulator complex. The transcript is spliced from 15 exons. The record is from RefSeq and is a predicted model, not a curated record.